AUGGCCUCAAAUGCGUCAACACGCUUUGCUAUUCCUCUCCAUCGGUCACAUUCACUAAUAAGUACGACACAGGUAGUCUUCCGCUACCUCGGACGUUUGUCCGUCCUCCGAGACGUCUUCAGUAGAGAUAUUUCGGCAGACUUACAUCAACUAGCGACCAAUUGCUUAAGGGUGCUGGGCUCUAUUCCGACACGCCCACCUACAGUUGGCGAGCGCUAUCUCAGCGCUUUCAUUUCCGCAAGAACGCCCGCCGAGUCGGACAACGACGACGACCCCGACUGCAUGGCCGUCGCUCUUCCCCAUCCUUACGCCCCGCGACGUCCAAAGGCCACGCUGCGCAGUUCCUACGAUGCGCAAACCGCCGGAGGCAUGCGCGAGGAUUCUAGGGCGAUUGAUGCGAAAAUCAGUCUAGAAGACGCCGAGGACGAUGCCCGUGAUCGUCAAGACGUCGUCCAAUACCUGUCAAUUGAUCUCAUACCCCGCGACCCUCCACGCCCCCGAGCCGCCGGAGGCAUGCGCGGGGCCCCAAGAAUGAUUAAUGUGGAAAUGCUGUUCUGGAGGUGCCAUCCGCACCGACCGACGCCCUCGACGAGCCAGUCCGCUCUCUCCGCAUCGCCGAAGGCCUCGACUAGGUUUCUGGGGUCAUUGAGGCAUGCGCGCGCGCCCUCGGGUGAUGAAUGCGACAACACCAAAGCGGUAGUUCACAAGGGGAAGAGCGCGCGCCGCUCGCAGCCGCGCAGCGGCGCGAAUGCAGGGAGAUAUGGUGGAGGGAACACUGAGGACGCGUACCGUGCGAGAGCAGGGAGAUCGGUCGAGGGGACACAUACGGUGACUGGCCGACGCAGACGAGAGCACGCGGCGACCGAUGAGUGCGGCGGGUCGUCACGAAAGCGCCGACAAGACACGGCGAAUCGCGCGAGAAGCGACACCGGCACGCGCGCGGACGGGGGAGACCAUGACCGAGCUAAUCACGGCCGUCCCGCCGCCACCGCUGCUGCCCGAAUGCGAAGAAGACGCCCCGUGAAGAGAUUCGACUCUACGCCUCCCCAUACCCCUUCACGCCGCGCCCCCGCACGACCCCAGGAGAGGGGAGACCAUGCCCUUCUCGCGGCUGACGUGCACGAGCAGGACCUUACCUCGAUGUUUAUCAUCCCGAAGACCGCCUCAUCGCCGCACUCUACACCACUCGACGAUGGGCUGCGAGCGAUGCGGCACCCCUUUGACCAACUGCCCUCCCCCAUCAUCCCACCUCUCAACCCGGUGAUUUCUCAGCAAGGUGAGGUCCUCCUCAUGAUGAGGGACCUACGCAGAUGCGCUCAACACGCCACAAAGAGCUUGAUCGACGACGGCACGCGAGAGAGGGGCGAGGAGGGGGAGUGCCGUUUCCCCUCGUCAAAAGCUGUAUACACGCCGUUGCCACGGCCGGGCAUCGACGAGGAGGCCCUCGACUUUGAAGGGGGUGACCCUCACGGCUCGUCUCGCAGCGAGCGCGCACGAAAUGAGCCCCUCAUCUCAUUUUCUUUCGAAAAUCCGACCUUUUCUCACACGGCUCGCGCGAGGCCUGCAGGACUGGGACGGACCUCGAACACGGCGGAGACGCAUCGCAUAGCUCGGCAGAACGUCUGGGAGAGUACACGCAGACCGCCGCGGCGCUCGCGCGGCUCCCUCGUUCUCGCGAGGGUGGGGGAGAUGGCACCCCACCCCACCCUCUCCCUCCUCCACUACAAGGACUGUACUCCGCGCGGGCGAGGUGCUCUCGGCGCCGUAGAAAGCGGUGGGGUGGGGGAGGACAAGGAGGCAGGGGGGAUGUCGAGGGCGAAUCGAGCGCCGCUUUCAACGUUUUCUGCCUCGUGGGUGGCGUGCGCGACGUCGCGGGACACGGGGAAGGUGUUUGGCGGCUGCGGGAGGGGUCAACAAAGGAGGGGAGCGGGGUGGAAAGGGCGAGACAACGCGCGAAGUCGCCGUCGUGGUGGUCAUCUGGCAGUGCAGUAG
Molecule: messenger RNA, 1992 nt
Organism: Schizophyllum commune H4-8
Lineage: Eukaryota; Fungi; Basidiomycota; Agaricomycetes; Agaricales; Schizophyllaceae
Exons: 16
Coding region: 1-1992 (663 amino acids)
Source: RefSeq, a predicted model, not a curated record